This is a messenger RNA of Periophthalmus magnuspinnatus, 3303 nucleotides long. RefSeq names its product E3 ubiquitin-protein ligase RNF31. Gene Ontology annotation, cellular component: LUBAC complex. Gene Ontology annotation, biological process: protein linear polyubiquitination. The coding region runs from base 49 to 3297 and encodes 1082 amino acids. Lineage: Eukaryota; Metazoa; Chordata; Actinopteri; Gobiiformes; Gobiidae. Gene Ontology annotation, molecular function: zinc ion binding; ubiquitin protein ligase activity; linear polyubiquitin binding. The record is from RefSeq and is a predicted model, not a curated record. The transcript has 25 exons.
ACCACGUGUGUGAAUAAUAGCGUGUAGCCUUUGUGCAUUUACACUGAAAUGAAAUGGUUUGAUUCCAGGAUGCGUUCCCUGUCAGAGCAGCUGCAGCAGACACGCACACAGACGGAGGUGUGUCUGUACUCGGGCGAGCGACAGGUGGAGGUGUGGGCAGGUGUUAUGGCCAUGGCCAAUCUGCCCCUUCCACCCGGAUCCAAGUACCACCACAUCACUGCGGAAACGCUGGUGAUCGAGAACAGUGCUGGGAGCAACCGCAAAGAAACCUUGGCGUCCUUGCAGAGGUUAUCCACUGCUCUAAACAUUCUAGAGAAAUACGGCUGUAACCUGACCAACCCAAACAGACCAAAGUUCUGGAGAACAGUGAAGCACAACAACCCAGUGUUCAGAGCCACGGUGGACGCCAUCCAGGGUGGUCGUGGGGUACUCUCCUUGUACGGGUACUCUCUGCAGGAGCCAGACGGACUCAGUUUCCCAGAGAACAUAUUGACUCCAGACGUGGGGCGAGUGGCAGCGGUCACUCUGGAGGUCAUGAGCCUCAGGAUGGAGAUCGAGAUGAUUAUCAAGGAGGCCCAUCCCCAUCCAGAGUUUUAUGAGAGAAUAAUCCCUACUCUCAGACACAAGGAUGUGGGUCUGAACACCGAUGUCGUUGGUUCUCAGUUCUCUGCUCAUUCGUCUGGACACAGUAAAUCUCUGGGGUUUCCCUCCAAACACCACUCCUCCAGGGGCCCCUCCCACACAGGGGCCGAGCGGGGGCCCAAGUCCAUGCAGCCAAAGCACCCAGAGAACUGUUCCAUCUGUGGGAUCUUCCGUAUCUCAGUGCACUGUGUGACUUGCCUUCAGGGCCUCUGCUCCGAGUGUGAUAAACUUUACCACAGUGGAGCAGAGAGAGCCGGACACCAGCGCACCAAAGUCACCUCCACACUGCCCCCUGGAGCCAAGAUGAGGAAGCACAGCAGUUCGUCUUCAUGGAAGUGCGUGCUCUGCUCCAGGACUAACUCCAGUCACGAGGUGCUGUGUGAGGAGUGUGAAAGCCCAAGGAGAGGCCUUAGCUCUGGCGUGGGAGCAGAAGACAAACCCCCCUCCUCCAUCACUGAGUGGCAGUGUAAGAGCUGUACCGUGGUGAACGCUGCCAGCAGUGUGUUAUGUGAGGUGUGUGAGCGCCCCCGUCUGGCCACACGUCCUCCUGUCACCCUGUCGCACCCGCCCAUCACCCCUCCCCGGCCUCCUGCUCCUGUGCUAGGGAUGCCUGGUGACCCAGACAGCCAGUGGGUGUGUCAGUUCUGUACGUACCUGAACUACUCUCCAGCCACAGUGUGUGAGAUGUGUGACCUCCCGCGCCCUGAGCCCCCGCCCCUAAACCGCCGCCCCCCCUCCCCUGUGAGGCGGGUCCCUGCGCUGUCAAUCAAGUCCAAAGACCCCUCCCCUGAGAGCCAGGAGACGCGCAGACAGAGGGUCCUGAAGGAGGAGGGGCUUAAACUCAUACAACUCAUCAGGGAGGGCGAGAAGAAAGGCAUCAGUCCAGAGGAAGUGUACACCAGUCUGACUCUGUCUCAGGAUCCUCAGCCCUGGAGGUGGAUGAAGUCUGACCUGCCCCGAGUCCUGGCCCAGAUCCAACUCCUUGUCUCCACAGCAAUGGUGCAGGACAAGAACCGGAGCAACGCACAGCACACAGUCAGUGACAACUACAAACAAACUACUGCUAACAACAAACCUACAGGUAGUGAGAGAGGGAUUCAGAUCUCUAAAGCUGAGGCAAAGCAAGCCUGGCUGUCAGCAGGGGGCGAUGUUCAGCGUGCGGCCACACAGGCUUUGAGGGACCGACAGGCAAAGGUGGAAGAGCUGAGUUCCUUGGGCUUCUCUGAUGUUUCACAGGUGCAGGAGGUGCUAACCCAGGCAGGGGGGCAGCUAAGGGGGGCUUUGGCUCUGCUGCAGAGGUCGAUGCUGGAGCCUUUUCAUGAGCGAAUCUGGAGCGACGACCCAGAGCCCCCUGUGGAUGUGCACCACCCGGAUAAAGACCGAAUCUGUCGGCGCCUGCUGGCCGUGUAUGACCUUCCAAGCUGGGGCCGCUGCGAGCUGGCCCUGUCCCUGCUGCUGGAGAACAGCGCCCCCUACGCUCUGGAGGAUGUGGUGCAGGCCGUGAGGGAAUCCCACGAUCGAGAAUUCAUCAAGAGGGUCCUGGCCAAAGAGUGCCCCAUCUGCCUAUCUGUAUUUCCACACAGCAAGAUGCAGUCCCUGACCUCGUGCCAGUGCAGUGUGUGCUGUGGCUGUUUCCAGCAGCACUUCACCAUCGCAGUUCGGGACAAACACAUCAGAGACAUGGUGUGUCCCGUGUGCUGGGAGCCCGACAUCAACGACCCCGAGACCCUCAACAGCUACUUCUCCACCUUAGACAUACAGUUGCGUGAGUGUCUGGAGCCUGAAGUCUAUGAACUGUUCCAUAAGAAACUGACUGAACAGGCUCUGAUCAAGGACCCCAAGUUCCUCUGGUGCUGCCAUUGCUCCUAUGGCUUCAUUUACGAUGGAGACCAGCUCAAAGUCACCUGCUUCCAGUGUCGCAACAGUUUCUGUGCUCAGUGCAAGAAACCAUGGGAGUCGCAGCACGCAGGUCUCACCUGUGAGCAGUACCAGACCUGGAAGAGAGAGAACGACCCUGAGUACCAGAGACAGGGGUUGGCCGGGUAUCUGCGUGACAACGGCAUCACGUGUCCACACUGCAGGUUCCAGUAUGCUCUCUCUAAAGGCGGCUGUAUGCACUUCUGCUGCUCUCAGUGCAGGUACCAGUUCUGCAGCGGCUGCAACAACCCCUUCCACACCACAUGUGCCGUGGAUGAGUGCAGCGUCUCCGGGCUCCACGCACACCACCCCAGAGAUUGUCUGUUCUACCUGAGAGACUGGGAGCCCUCCAGACUGCAGGCCCUGCUACAGAACAAUGGAGUGGCAUUCAACACUGAAGCGCCCCCUGGGACACAGACGGGUCAGUGUGGUGUCCUGGAGCAGAAGGAUGAGGGCGGGCAGCAGUCUGACUCAGCCUGUGGAGCUCAGACUCAGCCUGGACACGCUGGACUCUGCGAGAAGCAUUACCGUGAGUACCUGGUGAGCCUGAUCAACAGCAGCUCUCUGGACCCUGCUCCUCUGUUCAACUCCACUGAACUGCUCCUGGCCUGUAGAAGAUACAAGGUGGACGAGAGCCGGCGAGAAGGAGAAGACAACCUCAGCUACUACACAAGACUGCUACAGAAACUGAUGGAUGAAGUUCCACUUGGAGAUAAGGUGCCUCGUAAAAAGGCCUAAACAAAC